AUGAAUUCUGAUGCUGGCUUCGACCUCAACAUCAAGACUGACUGGGAACGGGAAGUCAGCAAUAUGACUGAAACCAGUGUCCUCACCUUCACCAACAGAGGAGAGAUCAGGAAGAGCGUUGUUGGCGAGCAGCUCAAGGUUAAGGGCCUUGGAAUCGCCACCGACGUUUUCAGGCGAGCAGAAACAAGCUCGCACGCCGUGAAUAAAGUGACAAAGGAGUCUGAGAGUUCCAUCCGUGUCGCAUUUUGCAAGAGCUGUUCACGGAAACUGCUGCGAAAUAAGAUGUUUGCACAUUUCAUGGUUUCCAUCGUGAUACUGGAUGCGUUCCUGACUGCCAGCGAUAUUAACUACCGGGCACGUGGUGAUGUGACUCCGCAAUACGUUGUGGGUCGCCGUCUGCUGUACGAUUGGCUGGCUUGGCUUGACUUCGCAAUCAUUGCCCUUGGCUGUCUGGACCUAUUGGUCAGCGCCUUUGUGAAGGUGGAGUUUCUCUCGAAAAUUGGUGCCACGCGGGUGCUACGUCUGAUCCGGAUAGUUCGGCUCUUGCAGUUGCUACGCAGGAACAGGUCGCUGAAAGAACUUCAAAAGCUGGUCAACAUGCUGGCUACCUGCCUGAAGACGCUGUUCUGGUCAUUCGUGUUUCUGUGUUUGGUGAUGACUGGAUGGGCCAUGCUGAUUGUGGAGAUCAUCCAUCCAUACAUGCUCGAACUGCCUAGUGAGGAGUUGUUCAGGGACUGCGACCAGUGCAUCCGGGCAACAUCCACUGUCAUGCAUGCAAAUUUGCUGCUAUUCAAGACAGUUAUUGCUGGAGAUGGCUGGGGCCAAAUAGCCGUGCCGAUCAUUGAAGCCUACCCGGAGACGGCCAUUAUUUUCAUUGGAUCGCUGCUUACUCUAGUCUUUGGCGUGCUCAACCUUAUCGUGGCUGUGGUUGUAGACACAUUCGCUGAAGUUCGGGAGAACGACGUAGUCAACUUGGCUCAAGAGUUGGAGUUCAUCAUUGAAGAUGAUCAGAAAGUUCUUCGGGAGAUCUUCGACCGACUGGAUUCCGACCAGGAUGGCCAGUUGACUUUGGACGAGCUACUGGAUGGCGCUCACAACGACUCGGAGUUCCAGAGCAGGUUGAAGGUGAUGGACAUCGACGAGGUCGAUUUGCAGCAGCUAUUUGACAUGAUCGACGUGGAUGCAUCAGGUUCCAUUGCGAUGGAGGAGUUCAUCGUCCCCUUAAGCCGUUGGGUACAUGACUCGAAAACAGCUCCGCGCUUCAUCAAAUACAAUCUCCUACGUGCGCUGACACAACAGGAAGAGCUGCUACGUUUUUCGCACCAGAACUUCAACUCUGUGUUUGAAAGGGUGGACCGUUUGUCUCUUGUCGUCAACGAUCUCGCCGCUAAGCACGGAUGUGGGCCAAGCGCCGCAGUUGGACAGACACAGCAGGCCUCAGAAGACAGUUGCGAAAAGCCGAUAGCAGUGGAUGAUGCAGAAGUCGAUGAUGCAGACCUAAAGAUGCACCAG
Symbiodinium pilosum is the source of this 1512-nucleotide messenger RNA. Lineage: Eukaryota; Dinophyceae; Suessiales; Symbiodiniaceae. The record is from the annotation of a GenBank genome assembly.